Messenger RNA from Geodia barretti, 1380 nucleotides. The record is from the annotation of a GenBank genome assembly. NCBI's taxonomy places the organism in Eukaryota, Metazoa, Porifera, Demospongiae, Tetractinellida, Geodiidae.
AUGAGCCACCCUUCCUCCGGCACGGGCAACACGGCCCGCGUCGGUGUGCUCGGUGCGAGCGGUUAUACCGGCGGCGAGUUGCUGCGCCUGCUGGCGAGCCACGACGGCUUCUCGGUCGGCCUGCUCACCGCCGAGCGGCGCGCGGGUCAGAGCCUGGGCGCGGUCUUUCCCCAUCUGGGCGGCGCCGGCUUCCCCGACCUCGUCAAGAUCGAGGACGCCGCCUGGGACGCCCUCGACGCGGUCUUCUGCUGCCUGCCCCACGGCACCACGCAGGAGGUCGUUGCCGCCCUGCCGGGCCAUCUCAAGGUAGUGGACCUCUCGGCCGACUUCCGUCUCGCGGACCCGGAAGUCUACGCGGAAUGCUCGCACGCGACGACGGUGCGCGGCGCCCGCCUCGUGGCGAACCCGGGCUGCUACCCGACCGCGUCGCAGCUGCCGCUGGCGCCGCUGCUCGAAGACGGGCUGAUCGAGAGCGAGGACAUCAUCAUCGACGCCAAGUCGGGGGUCUCGGGCGCGGGGCGCGAGGCCAAGCAGGGGAGUCUCUUCGCCGAGGUCGGCGAGGGCGUGCACGCCUACGGCGUCGCCCACCACCGCCACGCGCCGGAGAUCGAGCAAGGGCUCUCGGCGGCGGCGGGGACGCCCAUUCGCGUCAACUUCACGCCCCAUCUGAUUCCGAUGAACCGGGGCAUUCUGGCGACGAUCUACGUCCGCAGCCGCGCGGGCGCCGAUGCUCUGCGCGAAGCGCUUGCCCGGCGCUAUGCGGACGAGCCGUUCGUGCGCGUCCUGCCGGCGGGCGCAGCACCCGCGACCCGCCACGUGCGGGGCUCGAACCACUGCCUCAUCGGGGUCUUCGACGACCGGAUCGAGGGGCGCGCCAUCCUGAUCUCGGCCAUCGACAAUCUGGUGAAGGGCGCCUCCGGCCAGGCGAUCCAGAACAUGAACCUGAUGCACGCCCUGCCGGAGACGACCGGGCUCGAGCAGGCGCCGCUCUUCCCUAGAGGGUCGGGAGCAUAUGUGGCGCCAAACGCCUUCGUCGCGGCCGGCAGCAGCGUGAUCGGCGACGUCGUGCUCGGGGCCCAGUCGAGCGUCUGGUUCAACUGCGUCCUGCGCGGCGACGUGAACUACAUCCGCGUCGGCGCGCGCAGCAACGUCCAGGACGGCACGAUCAUCCACACCGCCACCGCCGACGGCCCCACGCUCAUCGGCGAGGACGUGGUGGUGGGCCACAUGUGCCUGCUCCAUGCCUGCGUGCUGGAGGACGGCUGCAUGAUCGGCAUGGGCGCCACGGUGAUGGACUACGCGGUGGUGGAAACCGGCGCCUGGGUCGCCGCCGGCGCGCUGGUGACGCCCGGCAAGCGGCAUCGCCCGGCGCUACGCUAA